AUGGAGUUCACGUUGCUUUGCAACCUCGGCGGCGCGCGCAAUGCGGCCGUUUCUUUGCGGCUGCGGCUGCUGCAUGUCUGGCCGGCGAAGUCUCCGGGGGAUAUCAGGAUUUACAAUUACUGUACUCUUUGGACCGACGAAACGGGUACGUUGAUUCAUGGUGUUUCGCCAACUUCAAUGGCUGCUGGGAUUCGUCGUAACCUUUCUGUUGGCAAGAUAUAUGUCAUAAAGUCCUUUGGUUUGAGCAACCCGCCGAAUCAGUAUCGUCCAUGUUCCUUUGACUUGCCUUUGGGUCUUUCGCCUUCGACUUCUUUCCAAGCCCGUAGUCUUCCUGCCGAGAGUUUUCCGGUUGAUGCGUACGAGUUUGUGCCUUUCUCCCAGUUAAAUACGCGUGCUGGUAAUCAUCGUUACUUGACAGAUGUCGUUGGUCUGCUCAAUUCAAUCAGUGGGAUAUCGCAUAAAAUCACUAAUAACGGCCCCGCAGUCAAGCAGACGGUUAUCAUCGAGGAUGAAAGCGGGGCGAAAGUCACUAUCACACUCUGGGAUGAGUUUUCUACAGUGUUGGACCAUGUUGCUCUCACUCAGGCUGGCUCGAUUGAAGCUAUGAUUCUUGCAUUUGGCGGCCUGCUGGUUAAUAAGUUGGGAGAUGAUUAUAUUCUUUCGAGUUCAGCCGGUACACGCAUAGCGGUCAAUGCUCCUGUACCAAAGGCCUAUUUUCUUGCAUCUAGGUUUGCCGAAAAACAUGAAGUUGUUGAAUCUUUGCCAGUGGAGUUUGCUACAGUUGCUGAUGCUACUGCUGAUGCUGAUCGACGAACCAAGACUUUGGAUCAGUUGUUGAGCCUGUCUCGAAUGAAUUCCUCACUGGAAGAGAGGUAUCGUUGUGGUGGGGUGAUUGUUGAUGUCGAGUCAAGUACACCUUGUUAUAAGCUUCAGCUAACACUUAGGGACGACUCUUGCGAGGCUCGGUUUAUACUGAUGGGGGGAUGUGACCUUGCGUUGGUUAAUUUUUCUGCUGCAUAUCUGGCCCAGAGGUUCCCUCAUCGUCCUGGUCAGCUGCCCCCGCAGUUGCAUCAAUUGCGUGGGCAGUAUGUCAAGUUCGAUUGUAAGUUGCCAUUGCCUGGUCCUACUGGCUUCUCUUCGGGUGAGUUCCUUGUAACUCAAGUUGUUCCGCUUGAUGACCCUACGGUGGUGGACGAUCUGCUUGAGUUUUCCUUGCAACCUUUGUUGUCUGGUACUGGUGUUGCUGUGUCGAGUUCGGCAAUGUGUGCAGUAGGUGAUGCAGGCGUUUCUUCGAGUUCAUCGAGGGCUGCGAAGGGAAAUGAAAAGGUUUCAGGCCCUCUGCUCAUUCAGGCUUCAGCAGUUUCGUUCACUGAGGAUUUGCAGAUCCCUAUUCCUGCAAAUAUCGAAAGGGAAGACAUGACUGUUGGCUCCCAUAUUGUUGGGGGUUCACAUUUUUCGAGGGUUGGUGUGAAAGCUGGCUCUAGCCCAGCUGCUGCAGUUGUGUAUGUUCCUUCUUCAGACCAGUCCUGUGCUCCAUUAGCCAGAUCUACUCCUCCUACGAUUUCCAAGCGAACAUCCAGAAUUGAUGAGUCUAUGAGCCCUGAGGAUGUCAAUCAUGCCGCUGGCUCCGCGUCUGCAUCAUUAUUGGUUUCCCCACUCGCCAAGGUCAAGGUGGAGAAAUUAGAUGCUGCCGAGAUUGCUACUUUGCCACAUGGUGGUUCCUCUCAGGCAGGUGCAGAUGCGGAAAGAGAUGCUCCAGUAGACAGUCAAAAGAACCCAACUGUGAAACGUACUUUGUUCAAGAAGUGA
Linum trigynum is the source of this 1809-nucleotide messenger RNA. The record is from the annotation of a GenBank genome assembly. NCBI's taxonomy places the organism in Eukaryota, Viridiplantae, Streptophyta, Magnoliopsida, Malpighiales, Linaceae.